Messenger RNA from Parathielavia appendiculata, 1532 nucleotides. RefSeq names its product Undecaprenyl diphosphate synthase. Gene Ontology annotation, cellular component: endoplasmic reticulum membrane; dehydrodolichyl diphosphate synthase complex. The transcript is spliced from 3 exons. Bases 217 to 1257 code for a protein of 346 amino acids. Gene Ontology annotation, molecular function: ditrans,polycis-polyprenyl diphosphate synthase [(2E,6E)-farnesyl diphosphate specific] activity. NCBI's taxonomy places the organism in Eukaryota, Fungi, Ascomycota, Sordariomycetes, Sordariales, Chaetomiaceae. The record is from RefSeq and is a predicted model, not a curated record.
CCUGAACUUGUUCACUGCCUCACCAGUGACGCGGCGAUGAAUCAAGUCAGCGCAUUUCAACGGAGAGCAGAUGUUUGAAGACCAAAUAUCAACCACUUUCAGUCCGAUAAGGUCGUUAUUCCUCAACCCGACCUAUUUGCAUUUUUCCAAUCCUGGGACGAAGAACCAGAACUGUCUGCUUAAAGCAAAUCUGACCUAACGCCGCAAAUCGAAAUCAUGCCCUCCCGUGCGAGUGCCCUGAACACCUACCGGCAAGACGAGCGCUUAGGAUACAAGCUGCUGACACCCGAGGAGAGGAUACGACUCCUCAAGCCGUACCUCCCACCACCACCCUCCCGGUCCCGGUCCAAGUCCCGAACCGAAUUGUCGAGAGCACGCGAAGAAAAAAAGGCCAAACUUGGUGUGCGCCGCUUCCUCCGGCGUCAGUACCAUGUGCUUGUCUUCGCCGUCAUCCACAUCUUCUUCUCCGUAUACAUCCGCCUCCGACAGGCUUACAAUGCCGUCGUGAACCGGAUAUACUCGAUCUACUACCACCACCACCGGACGCCCGAGCUGAUACGACGCGAUGUAAAGGGGCUUCGGCGGCUACCCAAACACCUCAGUGUCAUCUUGACGUUGGAGGACCAGAGACACAGCGGGGCCGGGCUAGAGAGGUUGAUCAACGAGGUGACGGAUGUUGCCGCAUGGUGCGCCAGCGCGGGGAUUCCUCAGCUGUCGAUAUAUGAGAAGACGGGCAUCCUCAAGGGAUACAUCAAGGAUACGCACGAGGCCAUCUCGCAGAAGCUUCACUUCUACUUUGGUCCCAACUGCCCGUCCAUGAGUCUCGGGGCUCCGCACAUUCCCGCGCUCGAGUCGUCUGUCUCUUCGGACGGGACUGACAUGAUCAAUGGCAGCAGCAGCGACGAGGACGAGGGUGAGCCCAGACAGCACAUCUCGAUCAUGCUCAUCUCGGCCGAGGACGGACGGGACUCGAUGGUCGACCUGACCAAGACGCUGGCCGAGAUGUCGCAGCGUAAGAAGCUCAACUCGGCCGACAUCACCACGGAGCUCGUCGACGCCGAGCUGACCGAGAGCGUCAUGUCGGAGCCCGACUUGCUCAUCCUAUUCGGGCCGCACGUCGAGCUGGCGGGGUAUCCGCCGUGGCAGAUCCGGCUGACCGAGAUCUUUCACGUGAGAGAUAACCAGGGGGUGGGAUACCAGGUGUUCUACCGGGGCUUGCGAAAGUUUGCGCAGGCGCAGAUGCGGAAGGGCAGGUAAUCUCGGCGAGUUUGUUUAGCGGGGGUGGGGGGUUGUUUGGGGAUGAGAGCAGCAUGCGUGGUUGGAAUCUGUGAUGAAGCAAGCAGUAUUCGUAUCGUAUAGACUCUAGAGCGGGAUGGAUCUCUUGUUAAUGGUCCAGGUUAUUGGUGUCAAAGAGCACCUGACUUAAUGCUGUUCUCUGAUUACUGGUCAAGAGCGGUAAUCAGAGAUGCUUCAACUCAAUCAAUCCCCACCAAACCACGGGACUCUUACUAUUUACGCCAAGUAUGUGACAG